This is a messenger RNA of Lynx canadensis (Canada lynx), 624 nucleotides long. RefSeq names its product sodium/potassium transporting ATPase interacting 4 (gene NKAIN4). The transcript has 6 exons. Gene Ontology annotation, biological process: regulation of sodium ion transport. The record is from RefSeq and is a predicted model, not a curated record. The coding region runs from base 1 to 624 and encodes 207 amino acids. Lineage: Eukaryota; Metazoa; Chordata; Mammalia; Carnivora; Felidae.
AUGGGUCGCUGCUCUGGGCGCCACAAGAUCGUCUUCCUCCACACUUUCCAGCUGCCUCCCUCGGCUUCCUGGCACGCCGUGUGGGCGGCCGUCUGGGUCACCUGGAAUGUCUUCAUUAUCUGCUUCUACCUGGAAACGGGGGGCUGUCAAAGCAAGCUCCUGACCUUCCACCUGCCCCGGCACCGUUCCUGGUGGCCCCUGGACGGCCAGGCCUUGGUGCCGGGCAUCGGCUGCGCCCUGUGCCCUGGAGCACGGCUACAAAGAGGCCCUGUGGAUCCUGGUGGCGGCUGUGGUGGCCCUGAGGAGGCCACUCUCCCUGGGCCCACGUGGGUCACAGAAGGCCGACAAAACCUGAUGCAGUCACCAGAGGGGACUGGCCGGAUCUGGAGGCUCCUGACUUUGCCUGGUGUGCACGGGGGUGUCCGGGUGGAUGUCGGGUUUGUAGCACGGGUUCUGAGCCAGCGGCUGGUACUGGAACUUGUGGGCUUCGUCUAUGGCUGCUAUGUGGUCAGCGUUUUCACCGAGGAGGACAGCUUUGAUUUCAUUGGUGGAUUUGACCCAUUUCUUCUCUACCAUGUCAGUGAAAAGCCUUCCAACCUCUUGUGCAAGCAGGCGUCCUCGUAA